Molecule: messenger RNA, 2990 nt
Organism: Solea solea (common sole)
Lineage: Eukaryota; Metazoa; Chordata; Actinopteri; Pleuronectiformes; Soleidae
Product: serine/threonine-protein phosphatase 2A 55 kDa regulatory subunit B delta isoform
Exons: 10
Coding region: 191-1534 (447 amino acids)
Biological process (GO): peptidyl-serine dephosphorylation
Cellular component (GO): cytosol; protein phosphatase type 2A complex
Molecular function (GO): protein phosphatase regulator activity; protein binding
Source: RefSeq, a predicted model, not a curated record
CAUCUCUCCAUGUACUGUGCGCCAUUUUGGAAGAGGGGGAAAAAAAUCACGGAUAAUUUCCGUGGUCUUGACAGAUCCGGAUCCGAAGUCUAAACUCCCCAUUGUGGAUGCUAUCUGUCUCCCCGAGCGAGCCGCGUUAUCCCAUCCCGGUGCUGGAGGCUGUGGACGGCAAGAGCUGCUAAAUGAAGCAAUGGCGGGGGUUGCAGGAGGCAAUGAUUUCCAGUGGUGUUUCUCUCAAGUAAAAGGAGCGAUAGAUGAAGAUGUUGCGGAAGCUGACAUAAUCUCAACCGUCGAAUUCAACUAUUCUGGAGAAUUGCUUGCAACUGGAGAUAAAGGAGGCCGAGUAGUGAUUUUUCAACACGAACAGGAGUCUAAGAAUCGUCCACACCUGCGCGGGGAGUACAACGUCUAUAGCACUUUUCAGAGUCACGAGCCAGAGUUUGACUAUUUGAAAAGUUUAGAAAUAGAAGAAAAAAUAAAUAAAAUAAGAUGGCUACCCCAACAAAAUGCUGCUCACUUUCUACUUUCGACAAAUGAUAAAACUAUCAAAUUGUGGAAAAUUAGUGAAAGAGAUAAACGAGCAGAAGGUUACAACCUGAAAGAUGAAGACGGACGACUCCGAGACCCCUUUAGAAUCACCUCUUUACGGGUACCAGUGCUGAUGCCAAUGAAUCUCAUGGUAGAAGCGAGCCCACGGAGGAUCUUUGCAAAUGCACACACCUAUCACAUUAAUUCCAUUUCUGUAAAUAGUGAUCAUGAAACGUACCUCUCCGCAGAUGACCUAAGAAUAAACCUAUGGCACUUGGAAAUCACAGACAGAAGUUUUAAUAUUGUAGACAUCAAGCCUGCCAACAUGGAGGAACUGACAGAAGUAAUCACAGCUGCUGAGUGCCAUCCACACCAAUGCAAUGUAUUUGUAUACAGCAGUAGCAAAGGAACCAUCCGCCUGUGUGACAUGCGAGCAGCGGCUCUCUGUGAUCGGCACUCAAAGUUCUUUGAGGAGCCUGAGGAUCCGAGCAGCCGGUCCUUUUUCUCUGAGAUAAUCUCCUCCAUCUCGGACGUGAAGUUCAGUCACAGCGGACGCUACAUGAUGACACGUGACUACCUCUCCGUCAAAGUUUGGGACCUCAACAUGGAGAACAGGCCAGUGGAGACGUAUCAGGUCCAUGAAUACCUUCGCAGUAAACUCUGCUCCUUGUAUGAAAAUGACUGCAUCUUCGACAAGUUCGAGUGCUGCUGGAAUGGCAGUGACAGUGCCAUCAUGACCGGCUCCUACAACAACUUCUUCAGAAUGUUUGACCGCAACACCAGGCGGGACAUCACACUGGAGGCGUCCCGGGAGAGCAGCAAACCACGGGCCACGCUCAAACCUCGCAAAGUGUCCACUGGCGGCAAGAGGAAGAAGGAUGAGAUCAGCGUGGACAGCCUGGACUUCAACAAGAAGAUCCUCCACACUGCCUGGCAUCCCAAAGAUAACGUGAUAGCCGUGGCGGCCACCAACAACUUGUACAUUUUCCAGGACAAAAUCAACUAGAAGAUGUGGGGCUCCAGAGGAUAGGGCUUUUACCAUACCUGUGUAGUUAAGCCUACUACUUGUCUAUCUGUAUAAGAAGAAACAGCCUCGUUGUCCUCCUGGUGAAGAAUCCGAAAGCACGUGUCUACUUUUUUUGCCACAGGAGGUUGAUCCAUAGGCCUGUUUUAUUUUGAGUCUGAGCUUAGGUUGUUUUUGCCUGUGGCACCAGGGCAAUCAACAUGCCCCACCCCCUCGACCCAGAAACCCCGAUUUUUUGGGUCUAAUUGACGGAAUGGCACUCCCUCGAGGUCAAACUCUUGAACGUUGGUGUUUGUGUUGACAUUUUAAGCCUUCAUUUCAUGAAUUAACAGAACUCUGGAAGCCCUUAAAAUGACGUCUUGUCAAAGUUGUAACAUCAUUUCAAAGAUUUUUGGGCACUUCUGAAGCACGGAUUAAUGGCUAAUGAGCCUAACUGUAACAUUCCCCCAUUGGCCAUGUAUUCAGGCCAAACUACUGGUGGAAGAGGCCCUGAAUUUGGAAAGUGGACUUGUUUCUUUUCUCCCCCCCCCCCCCUUCUUACUUUACCCCCAGUCAGUACGGUGACAUAAUUUCACUCACUGUAUCUACUCAAGUACACCUUGUCAUCCACAUAAUAAAAGAAACUAAAACUACAGAUGUGUUUUUAAAUUUUAGAAGUAUGUAUUAAAACAUGUUUAUUGCUUUGCAUGUUUUUAUGUUGUAGAGAGAUGGAAAAAAAAAAAAAAACGUUGAGUCACACCACUGUCUUUUGAGCGGAUCUCAAGCAAAAGCUGUUACUGAAAUACUACUUGGGGCUACCAGUUUCAGAACCACUGUAAGAACCAAUAACGUGUUUGUGUCGAGACAUUAAUUUUUAGUUUUUGACCCUGUUUUUACGACACGGGCUGGAAAGAACAAUGGCACAAUAUGGGGCCCAGGACAAAGGGAAUCUGCAGCCUUAAUACCUACUUCUAUCAGUGACAGCUACGAGUUUAUGUCCCCAGACCUUUUACGAACCUCAUGUGCAUUAUUUGUAAAUCAUAUUUUAUAGUUAUGUCCUCAUACGCUGCUGCUAUAGGUGGCUGUCUAUGAAAACACAAAGGAGGAAGAGUUGCACACCAUACGGUUUAUGUGAUAGAGUGCCUCCAAAUCAUGUAAUAAGUAGGAAUUUCAGGCAGGCCUCAUACAUGUGCCCUUAUUCAUUUAUUAGGGAUGUCACCCAGAAAAUUUUGAACCGCGUACUGCAAAUGUGGAUUUUCUCUCUCUCUCUGCGUAGUUGUGAAUGCAGAAAUGAAAGUUGACCACACAAAAACCCCUAUACUGACGCCAUUAAAACAAACCCAUAAUAAUGCAUUGUCUUUUGUCCAUUGAUUCCUAACACAGUGGCAAUGUAUUCACUUGUUUAUGAUUAUUAUUAUUAUUAUUACUUUGACCAAAGUUCAAUAAAAUUUGAAUUGUG